AUGUCUUCUUCAGUAACCCUCUUCGACGCCCUCAUAAUCGGCGCCGGCCCCGCCGGUCUAUCCACCGCAAUAGGUCUCGCCCGACAACUACAUACAGCCAUUGUCUUCGACUCAGCCGUCUAUCGUAAUGCCCGCGCAGAGCAUAUGCACAACGUCCUCGGGUGGGACCAUGUCAGCCCUGCAAAGCUCCGCGAGAAGGGGCGCGCAGACCUCCUGGCCCGGUAUCAGACGGUGAAGUUUGCCGAUGUCGCUGUUGCGAGUAUCCAAAAGAUGAUUAUUGGCAAGGGCACUAGCGGCGAUGGCAGAAACAGCAGCGAGGAUGCGAAGAAAGAACUCUCUAUAUUUGAGGCCGUCGAUGUAACCGGGAGGGCCUGGCAUGGGCGGAAAGUGGUUCUUGCGACGGGCGUCAAGGAUCGGAUGUUGGAUAUUGAAGGAUUUGAUGAGUGUUGGGGACGGGGAAUAUUCCACUGCCUCUUCUGUGACGGCUUCGAAGAGCGCGGCCAGAAAAGUGUCGGCUUUCUAGCUAUGGGUCCUCUUGCGGAUGUUCACAAGGCUCUGCAUGUUCUUCGGAUGGCAUUGCGUCUUUCUGAAAGUGUUGUUGUUUACACGAAUGGGAAUGAUAAGCUUGCUGCUGAGCUUCGUGGUGGCAUUGGUGGGCUUAAUGCGGUGGUUGAUACGAGACGGAUUGCAAGGUUGGAGAAGAUGGAUGUUGGUGCGCAGGUGAAGGUGCACUUUGAGGAUGGGGAUGAGAAUGGGGAUAAUUUCAAGGUCUACGCCGCAGCAAGUGAAAUCAAUGGACCCUUCGCGGAGCAGCUGGGACUGGAAGUGACUGCUCAAGGUGACAUCCAGGUAUCGCAGCCGCUCUUCGAGACUGGCCUACCGGGCGUUUUUGCAGUAGGAGACGUUGCUGGUCCGGUCAAGGCUGUAACGCCGGCAGUGUAUUCCGGGACGAUGGCUGCGGGAGGAGUCGCGAUGCAGGUGCAAGCUGAAGAGGAGUUGCGAGUUGAGCAGUUGGGGAUAUAA
Molecule: messenger RNA, 1023 nt
Organism: Aspergillus versicolor CBS 583.65
Lineage: Eukaryota; Fungi; Ascomycota; Eurotiomycetes; Eurotiales; Aspergillaceae
Gene: gliT
Product: thioredoxin reductase gliT
Exons: 3
Coding region: 1-1023 (340 amino acids)
Molecular function (GO): oxidoreductase activity
Source: RefSeq, a predicted model, not a curated record